ACCAAGUUAAGGAAAAUAAGCAGACGGCGAGGAGAGUAUUAGCUUUCUGCUAACUAAACCGUAUGUAAGAAGGGCUCAGAAGUUUUAUUGUAACAUUGAUUUACUCAGACAUUUUAGUGUAACACUAAUUUACCACGUAUUUUACGUCUACUUGACUGUUAACGCUCGCAGGUUGCGCUAGACAAACGUAUGCAAGUGGCAUUAGAGUUCACCGUAAGUAUCACUUUUCCUAAUAAAACGUAUAAAAACUGCUACCUUCAAUGUAACGAGCCUAAAUGACACUAAUAAGCGUGAAUACUGAGCAUCCAACACUAACUUAAACUGAUUAACCCUCGUAUUUAUAAUGUAAAAAAACGUUCACAUACACGCGAAAAAUGACCUAAUAAAAUGUAUAAAAACUGCUAUCUUCAAUGUAUCGAGUCUAAAUGACAGUAAUAAGCGUAAAUACUGAGUAUUCUGCACUACUUAAUUGAUGAUCCCGCGCAUUUAACAAUGUAAUUUAAAUAUGUAAAUAAACGUUUGCGUACACGCGAAGCUGUCCUUCGCUUUUCCUAUUCAGACGCAAAUAAAAAGUGAAACUUUCAAUUUAUCAAGUCUAUUUCGCACUAAUACACGCAAAUACUAUAGAAAAUACAUAAAAAACUAUUAAUUACAUAUCUCGUAGCACUCACUGAAGAAGACGUAUAAUUCUACUGUUGGCCACACGAGCGACAACAUUCACGCUGGUUUUGAUCGAAUGUGCUGGUUCUGCCGUACUGUCACCCUUCGUGUACUGUGUAGCAGCGACCUCGUGGUGUUGUGGAAAUUCUCCAGACUGUAGAACUGAAGCGAUGGACCAGGAGCCAACUAAGUGGAUAAAAAAAGAGGAAACUGAUGAAGUACAAACUGAGUUACACUUCAUAGCCCAAGACUAUCCAUGCAGCAUGAAUGUAAAAGAAGAGUUGGAGGAGGGUGUGAAUAAAGAGUUUCUUGAAGACCCAUUAAAGGCUGGGGCCCAUCUUGUUCGCUUGAAGCAAGACCCCGAACUGAAACACUGUGCUGCUGGAUCUGAGCAUAAUUCUGUUGAAGAUCCAUUGGGAAUAUCUUUGUCCACUGAUUUUAUCAAGGAGGAUCCUGAAUUAAAUAUAACUGAGAAUACUAUGGAAACCUCAACAAGAUAUGCAUCUGAUAGUGCAAGAUUUACUCAGACUGCUGGUGGGAGUUGCAGCAUAUCAUGUGAAGAAACUUGUCACCAUAGACUGGUCCAGGAUGAGUUGGUGAUAGACACGGAGAAGUCAACACAUGGGUUCAGUACCAAUACAGAAGAUGUGGCCAUUGAUAAGGAAUGCUCAGUUGCCACCCAAUAUGACUGUAGUACGAGGGAAAAGGAAUUAGAUGUAUAUAGCUGUAAUUUCUGCCAACAGAGCUUUUCUUCAAAAUACAGACUCAUAAUGCAUGUGUUCAUGCACAUGGAUGGAAUGCAACCACCUUCGUAUGUUUGUAAGCGGUGUGGUGAGGUAUUUCACAGUGAUGUUAGCUUGAAAAAACAUAUGAGAAUGAAUGAGUAUUGUCAAGUUUUAAGUGCUGACAGUCAUGAAAAAUAUGGACAUAGUGAUGAGCAUCAAACCACUACCUUGUUGGAUAGCGAGUUAGAAGUUUCUGUCACAGAACACAAUGAGCAGUCUUCGUGUAAGGAAGCUUGGAAAGAUUCAAAAAAGCCCUCUAAUGACAUAUGUAACACACAUAAGACAAAUGAUAGAGAGAAAACAAGUAAUUAUGGAACUUUGUCUAUAGCUGUUAAUGUCAGUACCCAGGCUGAUCUACUUACUGCAAACAGAACCGACAGAUGUGGUAUUUGUGGCAAAUUGUUUGCUAGGUCAGGUGAUCUCGAGAGACAUGUUUCCAUUCAUACUGGGAAAAGACUUCACAAAUGUGAUAUUUGUGAGAAGUGGUUUCCCCAGUCACUUUAUUUAAAGGCUCACACAUUAAUUCACACCGGAAAGAAACCUCACAAAUGUGAGAUUUGUGGGAAAUCUUUUACAGUGUCAGGUGAUCUCAAGAAUCACGAUUUAAUUCACACUGGAAACAACCCGCACAAAUGUGAGAUUUGUGGGAAAUCUUUUGCUAGGGCAGAUUAUCUCAAGACACAUACAUUAAUUCACACUGGAAAUGAAACUCACAAAUGUGAGAUUUGUGGGAAAUCUUUUACUACGUCAGCGUAUCUUUACAAACACACAUUAAUUCACACUGGAAAGAAACCGCACACAUGUGAUAUUUGUGGGAAAUGUUUCACUGUGUCAGGCUAUCUCAAGAAACACGUAGUAAUUCACACUGAAAAGCUACCGCACAAAUGUGAGGUUUGUGGGAAAUCUUUUGCUAGGGCAGAUAAUCACAAGUUACAUAUGUUAACUCACACUGGAAAGAAACCUCACAAAUGUGAGAUUUGUGGGAAAUCUUUUACUAUAUUAGGCAAUCGUAACAAACAUUUACUAAUUCACGAAGGAGAGAAACCUCACAAAUGUCAGAUGUGUGGGAAAGCUUUUGCGUUUUCAAGGUAUCUGAAGGAACACACAUUAAUUCACACUGGAAAGAAACCAUACAAAUGUGAGAUUUGUGGGAAAUCUUUUGCUAGGGUAAAUUAUCUCAAGAUACACACAUUAAUUCACACUGGAAAUAAACCUCACAAAUGUGACAUUUGUGGGAAAUCUUUUGCUACUGCAAAGCAUCGCAAGAUACACAAAUUAAUUCACACUGGAAAUAAACCUCACAAAUGUGAGAUUUGUGAGAAGUCUUUUACUAUAUCAGCCAAUCUUAACAGACAUUUAUUAAUUCACACUGGAGAGAAACCUCACAAAUGUGAGAUUUGUGGGAAAUCUUUUGCUGCGUCAGGCUAUCUUAAAAAUCAUGUUUUAAUUCACACUGGAAAGAAACCUCACAAAUGUGAGAUGUGCGGGAAAGCUUUUGCGUUGUCAUGCUAUCUGAAGGUACAUACAUUAAUCCACACUGGAAAGAAACCUUACAUGUGCGAGAUUUGUGGGAAAUCUUUUACUGUGCUACAUAAUCUCAAGAAACACUCAUUAAUUCACACUGGAAAGUAACCUCACAAAUGUAAGAUCUGUGGGGAAUCUUUUGCUACAUCAGGUGAUCUCAAGACACAUGCAUUUGAACACACUGGUAGUGGACCUCACAAGUGUGGUAUCUGUGACAAAAGUUUCACUUACUUGGAUACUCUCAAGACACAUGCAUUUCUUCACAUCAGAAAGAAAAUGUAAGUAUUUGUUAGAUUACGCAAAUACACUCCUGGAAAUUGAAAUAAGAACACUGUGAAUUCAUUGUCCCAGGAAGGGGAAACAUUAUUGACACAUUCCUGGGGUCAGAUACAUCACAUGAUCACACUGACAGAACCACAGGCACAGGCAACAGAGCAAGCACAAUGUCGGCACUAGUACAGUGUAUAUCCACCUUUCGCAGCAAUGCAGGCUGCUAUUCUCCCAUGGAGAGGAUCGUAGAGAUGUUGGAUGUAGUCCUGUGGAACGGCUUGCCAUGCCAUUUCCACCUGGCGCCUCAGUUGGACCAGCGUUCGUGCUGGACGUGCAGACCGCUUGAGACGACGCUUCAUCCAGUCCCAAACAUGCUCAAUGAGGGACAGAUCCGGAGAUCUUGCUGGCCAGGGUAGUUGACUUACA
Schistocerca gregaria is the source of this 3665-nucleotide messenger RNA. Its product is annotated as zinc finger protein 492-like. Gene Ontology annotation, biological process: regulation of transcription by RNA polymerase II. The transcript has 7 exons. Gene Ontology annotation, molecular function: RNA polymerase II cis-regulatory region sequence-specific DNA binding; DNA-binding transcription factor activity. The coding region runs from base 831 to 3077 and encodes 748 amino acids. NCBI's taxonomy places the organism in Eukaryota, Metazoa, Arthropoda, Insecta, Orthoptera, Acrididae. The record is from RefSeq and is a predicted model, not a curated record.